This is a messenger RNA of Anthonomus grandis grandis, 7420 nucleotides long. RefSeq names its product EH domain-containing protein 1-like. Gene Ontology annotation, cellular component: cytoplasm; plasma membrane. The record is from RefSeq and is a predicted model, not a curated record. Gene Ontology annotation, molecular function: calcium ion binding; GTP binding; protein binding. The transcript has 4 exons. The coding region runs from base 205 to 1878 and encodes 557 amino acids. Gene Ontology annotation, biological process: endosomal transport; endocytosis. NCBI's taxonomy places the organism in Eukaryota, Metazoa, Arthropoda, Insecta, Coleoptera, Curculionidae.
CUACUCAGUAACUCAUUACUCAUAAACUAUAGGUAUAUAUUUUCUCUCUGCUCAUCAACUCAUUACUCAUUCUGCUCAUCAUUCACAUCAUAAAGUUAAGUGUUCUGUGACGAGACAGGCAGUACGCCCGUUUUUUUUAGUAAUAAAUCCCUAAUAAAUAGUUCAAUAUUUAUUGAAAUUAAGUUAAUAAAUAGACCAAAGAAAAUGUUUAGCUGGUUGACGAAAGAUAACAACAAACAGGAGGUGUAUAACACUGUUGUAGAAGGUUUGAAAGACAUCUACAAACAUAAACUGCUGCCCCUAGAAGAACACUAUCAUUUCCAUGAAUUCCAUAGUCCUAAGCUGGAAGAUUCAGAUUUUGAUGCAAAACCUAUGAUUCUGUUGGUAGGUCAAUAUUCUACAGGUAAAACCACAUUUAUUAAAUAUUUGCUUGAAAGGGAGUUCCCUGGAAUAAGAAUUGGACCUGAGCCUACUACAGAUAGGUUUAUAGCUGUAAUGCAUGAUGAUAAAGAAGGAAUCAUACCUGGUAAUGCUUUAGUGGUUGAUCCUAAGAGGCAGUUUCGACCCUUGUCUAAAUUUGGAAAUGCAUUUUUAAAUCGUUUACAGUGUUCUCUAGUAAAUUCACCUGUAUUACAAAAUAUCUCAAUAGUUGACACACCCGGUAUUCUGUCAGGAGAAAAACAAAGGGUAGACAGGGGCUAUGACUUUACUGGAGUUUUGGAGUGGUUUGCUGAAAGAGUAGAUAGAAUAAUCCUCCUUUUUGAUGCCCAUAAACUUGACAUUUCUGAUGAAUUUAGAAGAUCAAUAGAAGCUCUCCGAGGGCAUGAUGAUAAAAUUAGAAUUGUGCUAAAUAAAGCUGAUAUGGUAGAUCAUCAACAACUAAUGAGAGUGUAUGGUGCCUUAAUGUGGUCUUUAGGAAAGGUGCUUCAAACGCCAGAAGUUGCAAGAGUCUAUAUCGGGUCCUUCUGGGACCAGCCUUUAAGAUAUGAUGUAAACAGAAGACUGUUUGAAGAUGAGGAACAGGACUUAUUUAAAGACCUGCAGUCGCUACCUCGUAAUGCCGCCUUAAGAAAAUUAAAUGAUUUAAUUAAACGGGCUAGACUUGCAAAAGUUCAUGCGUUUAUUAUUGCAGAACUACGAAAGGAAAUGCCUUCAGUUUUCGGCAAGGACUCAAAGAAAAAAGAGCUUAUUAAAAACUUAGGACAAAUAUAUGAUAAACUUCAGAGAGAACACCAAAUUUCACAAGGUGAUUUUCCUGAAAUCAAAAAAAUGCAAGAAGUAUUGGUUAAUUUAGACUUUACCAAGUUUAAUCCUAUGAAGCCUAAACUCUUAGAGAUAGUUGAUAGAAUGCUGGCCGAAGAUAUUUCAAAAUUAAUGGCCAUGAUUCCAUUAGAAGACUCGGCAACUAACCAAAAUAAUGGACAUGUCUCGGGGGGUGCCUUUAAUAAUGUGGAAGAUACUGCAUCUCCGUUUGGAUACAAAAAAGGAGAAGGUGUUGAUGCUGGGGCUGGAGAGCAUGAUUGGAUUGUUAACAGAGAAAAGCCAAAAUAUGAUGAAAUCUUCUAUCAGCUUAAUCCUGUUGACGGCAAAGUUACUGGAAUGGCCGUAUUGAACGCACCACCUACCCUUAUAGGGAUAUGGACGAAAAAAAAGAAAUUCUGGUCAUUGAGACGAUCUGCAAAACCGGAAAUGGUGAAAUCCAAAUUACCAAACACAGUUUUGAAGAAAGUAUGGAACCUAGCUGAUGUCGAUAAGGACGGAAUGUUAGAUAUUGAAGAAUUUGCCUUGGCUAUGCAUUUAAUAAACGUCAAACUAGAUGGAAACGACUUACCAGCAGAGCUACCGGGACACCUAAUUCCACCAUCAAAACGUACAUAGAGUUUUCGUUGACUAGUUAAUUAAGAAUAAAAAAUUAAUUUUAUUUAUUUGGUCCAACCUGUGCUACAUAUUCUGUGCCUAUGAAAAGAAUGUUUUUAUAUAUCUAUAUUUUUUGUUAAGUUUAUAUUUAUAUUAUCAUUCAGUUACAAUCGAGCUUCAAUAUUAUAAUCGGAACUGGAUAUUUUAAAGAAAUAAUGUGAUUUGAACAAUACCGCACAUAAUUAUGAUAUUUUUUGUUUUUUUUUUCUUAAUCGCAUCAGACACUUGCACAAAUAUUGUCGUUUUUUAUUUAGACAAUCGCUUUUAGAAGACAAUCAGGCUAUUUACAGUGCGCGCAGAAAUAUACCGUUGACUUCUUCGACCACUCAAUAACUUCAUUAAAACUGAUUAUGUACCGAUCAAAAUCUCUCAGGCCCUAACGGGGUACAGAGUCUGCUUUCAAAUGAAGACUACAGUGGAAGAACGAUCUAAGUCACAUUUUUAUAUUUUUGAGAAAAACGAAUUUGAAAGUUUGAAGACUUCCAUGCAAAAUAAUAAAAAAUAAAUCGUUUUGUACUAUUUUUUUAUUAGAAGUCAUUAACAUGGGCAAUACUUAAGGACUACUAAAAAUCAUAAAAAAAUAAACAGAAUUUUGGAAAAAAAAAAUGAAGAUUCCUUUUCUUCGGUGUACCGAGAAACGAUCCAAGAAUCCACAAGAAUUAGGUUUGAACGUCGCUAUAACAAGAAUACAAGAUUACUAAGGACCUUAAUAUUUGACCGUUGUAGCUUACCUUCAUUCCGAAGUAGCGCGUCAUGUUUGGCACGGACAUUAUAAUAGACAUUGGUAUUGAUAGUUACUUUUGCUAAAAAAGAAAUGAUCUUAUUAUUAGUAGAAAAUAUAACUUCAUCGCUGUCACUUACCAUAUCUGCCUCAUCUACAGUCCUAUUAUUAGCAUGAUAAGGCAAAUUAGUGUAGUAGAUGUGUGACGUUUUAUCUACAAACUUCUUAAGUUCCUGCAGUUGUUCAUACUUCAACUUGGGAAUAGGAAUGAAGCCAUUGUAAAGUUUGUCCGGUGUUGCAGCCGCUAUGCCUGGCCUUGGGGGUAUUAGAACAAAACUUGACAUAGCUUCAUUGCAACUUUUUCGCAUUUGAAUUGUUCGUGGAUGUUGAUGGCUUAUUAUUAGUUCUUUUAUUGGCCUUGUUGGAAAUGGACAGGUUUUUUUAUAUUGAGGGGUUAAAUUUGUCCAUGCAUGGAAAAUGUCUGUAGUACACUCAAUAACAUUAAAUGGCAUUGGUUUAACCCUAGCACUUUUAAAAACCUCGACCCAUUGGGGUGGAACUUCAACUCUUGUUUUCUGUUUGAUGAGAGCAAAGUCUUUAUCAAGUACGAGUGCCCUCGAAUUGGAAAUGUAAUUUUGAUUUUAUCAAACCUACCUUCUUUAUGGACCAUAUGAUGUAAGAGGCGUAUAAUGGUGUAAUUCUUAUUUUGGCCUGCGCAUGGGUCGCAAAAUAUUUCCAAACAUCUAACAGUUUGUCCUAGAAUAUUAAGGCAAAAACCAUGUAAUAAAGACGCGACUUUAUCAGCACCUUUUUGGCAAUAGUUUCAGGGUAUGAAUAAAAAACAGCCUCAUUGGUUGAGAGCUUAUGAAUAUUAAAACUGACAAAGGUCAAUUGCCUUUUGUAGUAUACAUCAUUGGUAGUGAUGUUGGGUGUAGGAAGAUUUUUGGAAAAGUCCAUGGUUAUAGCUUCAAUUGACUCAUUUUUUCUGGACUGUAUUUUAGCAUGUCGCUUUCUAGUAUCGAAAGUAGCUGCUUUAAGUUUAUGCAAUUUAUUUUCAUUUUCCAAACCUUUAAUUUCAUUUUGUAAUUCAACUGUGCCUCGUUUUCGAUAGUGUUCUUUAGUUUCUCUUGUAGUGACUUCAUUUUAAUAUGUGUUCAUCACACACACUAUCGUAUCGGAGCGAGGAUACCCGAAACUAAUAUUAACAUCUUUGACGAAAAUUUGUCUGUAUGCUUCAUAACUUAUUGGGUCAUUGGGGAAUUUGUCGCCGUACAUUUUGUGCAUUUUCUUAACGUUGAGCCCUUUAGGGAGGUAGAUCUUUGAUGAUUUUUUAAGGCUAUAUGGUGACUUCCUACUUUUAAAAGAUUUUAUGUUUCCGCCUCAUAUCAGCAAAACAAUAACCGCCUUUCUUUAGGUAGUCUUUCAUAGUCAUCAUACGGCGAUUGGUAAUCCCGUGUAACGAUAUAAAUCUUUUUUUAAAAGCUUUUUGACAUACCUCAAUUUCUUCCAUCAUGCCGCCCUCGCAAUCUCUAGUUAUCUCUAAGCUUAUCUCUAAGCCUUGCUGUGUUCUCGUUUUGUCUAGGUCUUCUUCUACUAACAUUCUUAAUCCCGAUUAAUCUGCAUAAAUGGCUGUUUUGACUAUUUCUAUUUUCUAAGCUACUAAAGUUUUGAAUGAUUUUUCGUCUUUUUUCAGCGGAUAUAAUCUUAAAACAACGAAAUCUUUUGCAGUCACAUGCAUUACCUGUCUCAUAAGUAUGGUUUCUCAAAAAUUUUGCCGCAUCACUUACACGUCCAAGCUUUAGUCUUUUUUUACUGUUUUUCAAAACACUUAAAGGUAUAUCACUGUCACUACUAUUACUUUCUUCCGACAUUUCAAGAUAGCAAAACAAACAAUACACAACGCCAACAACCUCUUAGGACGAUACAACAAUAACGACUAAAAUGCUAACGAAUCUUAAACGAUUUAAGCGGACACAUUGUGGACUUCGACCGUUCUUUGUCGAGUUCGGGCGGACUUGGAUCGUUAUUCCAAAGUGUACCAAACUUAUAUCGCUGAUUUUAGUGGACUACGAUCGGUAUUCUGAAGAAUAUUUUAUGGCGCGUUAAAGUGCCAGGGAAAGGGUAUAAAAAUAGCGAAUAAUCAAAAAUAUUACAAUUUUGGACUUGGAUCGUUUUUCCCCUGUGGUCUUCAAAUAUUCUUGUCUGUAUUUCUAUUUGAGAAUUUUAACAAAAUAGUGAUAUUUGUUUUAUUUAUCAAUAAAUUUUAUAUGGAUAUAGUUCUUUCUGCUGUUCUUCAGUUUUGUGUAAUUUAGGGUAAAGAGAGCAUUUAUGCCGCCAAAUAAGGCGAGUCGGGAUGAUUAAGAUUUUUUGUUAUUUUACUUAAUUUCAAGUUAUACAAAGAGACAAGAAUAUACUCGAUUUCACCCAAAAAAAUCAUUAUAUAUUAAUGGCAUAUUGCAUAUCAUUAGAUUGGCACAAGAUGAAUACAUUUUCAUACUUUGUGGUUGCGUCAAUACAAGUUUUGGUUUGUUUAUACUGUACGUUAUGAUAAGUUUCAGAUCUUUUCGAUAUUAAAAAGAAUAUUUUAUUUUUUAAAUACUCGCAAACUUUUUGGAAAUCGUUAGUAAGUCAAUUAAUGUAUAUAUUGGGUAUCGGCCUACAUCUUUAACUAAUAUCCCACAUAUAGCAACACCCUCGGGCUCUUUUCGCAAAUCUUCUACAUGCGCUUGGCCGUAUUUCACUUUUAAAAUAGCUACGUUUCUUUCUUAUCAUCUUUAUUAGAAGAUUUCGUAGUGAUAUUUAUUAUAACUUUAAAUAAAGCAAUUAAGUAUCGGUUAACUAAACGUAUUUUCGAAAAAGCUAUUUUUCUUAAACAAUAACAUAUUAAGGGGACUUCUUAGCUGAAACAAGUAUUUGUUUACGUAUCAAUUUUAGUUUAUUAGGGUAUAUAUUAAUUUUAAGUAACGAUAAUAUAUAGAACAAAAAAAAUGCCUAGUUGGUGAAUGGCAUAAUAAUGUUGGCUCAAUUGAAGAAUUACCACACCUAAAAUUUCCCUGUAACAUGAUAUGCAAGAUUACACUUUGUUUAAAAGUUUCAUUUGUUUAAUGGCCUAUUUAACGUACGAGAAUCAUCAUUAGACUCGGAAAUAUCAGAUGCUUGCUUCCCUUGGAAAAAAAACGUCAAUGUCAAAAAUAAUUUUUCUCCCAGUGAACCUAUUAUUUAAUUUUUAUGUGAGAAAUAGGAAAAUGUUUUUAAAUUGCCAAUUUGUUUUUUAGAUUUUCUAUUCUUUUUCUGAUUUUUUUUCAAUAUUAAAGAAUUAAUACUGCUUCGUCUUCAUUUAAUCAAUUCCGAAUAAUUUAUUAUUAUUGAGAUUUCAAUGGUGAGCAAAGCAAACAAAAAUUGUUUAAUAAAGUGAACAAUUAUAAUAAACCAACAUAACUAAGGAAAAUUGUCUUGAAAAUCAUGCCCCAAGGAUAAUGCAUACUUUUAGAAAAUAUAACAUUCUCGCGUUAGGAUUUAUAUGAUAAAAAUAUAUUGUUUAAUCAUUUUCCACAGUAUAAUUUUUGUCCGAUAUUAAUGGUUAGUAAACUAUUUCACAUUUCACGAAUAAUACAUGCGAAGACAAAUAGAAGAACACCAGCGCCAUGCGAUAUUAAAUAUUAAUAGAGAAUCUUUUAUUUUGCCUUUAUUACCCAAACUCUAUAGCCAGUUAACAACAUACUCAAGUUCCAAGAAUAUUGAAACAAUCACUCCAAAAAACAAUUUUUUCUAUUGCGUUUCCGAAGGAUUUGAUGACGCAGUAAUUCUAAAUAAAAUAUUGUGAUAAAAAAGCAGUACCAUGUAUAUUUGUAUUAUACAAAAUAAAUGUAGAUAUUUUUUAUUUACUGUAUGUGAGUCAAUGCAUAUUUUUGGUUUUUCGUAAAAAUACAGGUUAUCUAUUAUUAAGUAUUGCCACUUUUGCUGUCAAUAAAAUUAUAGUCGGUUGAUUUAUGAGCAGUUAAGUACCCAAAUAGCAAAAUACUUACAUACGUAGCACGUCUUGAGUAUAUAAUAUGUCAGAUAGCAAACGUAGUUAGUUCAAGCAUUUCAAAAUCAUUAAAAAUUGGGUCACGUUUUGAACCGAAAUCCGAUAUAAUUUAUAAACAAUUGAUCCACAAUAAUUUAAGACUACUUAAUUAAUAUAUUAUACAUAUGUAUAAGUAUGAUGCUGUUUGGGUAUGAUUAAAAUACAUUUUUUUAAAAUUAGAACGCUUUUGUGGCUGAAUAAUGUGUAAAUAUAAACAUAAAGGUUUUCUAAAACAUUGUUUUGUUUUGAUAAUAAUGUCCAAAGUUACUAAUUAAUUUAUUAGCUCCCACUCAUUGUUUUUAAAAUUAUCCUAAACCUUUUAGUGGAUUUAAUGUAGGAUAGCCCUAUGUUCAUAUAUACAUAAAUUAAUAAUAUAUAAACAUAUUUUGUAUACUGCUUGUUCUUGUAUGUGUUGAUGCACUUUUAGGCAUUGUAUGGAAUUUACCGGAGUGUCUGGGUGGUCGCUUAUUUUUACAAUCUUUUUAAAUAUUUAGGUAAACACAAAAAACAAACCUAUUCUUAUAUCAUAAAUUAAGGAAAAGGGUAAUAUAAUAUUAUGGGUAAGCCAUCCCCUACAGACAUCCGGUAUAUAGGUAUUAAUUUCUAUAAAUAAGAGUUAUGUUAAAUUUAUAUAUACAUAUGCAUUUUAAAUGAUAAUUUGUUUUAAAUCUAUAUGGUUUAUGUUUCACAAUUGUUUAAAAAAAUCUUAUUUAGAA